Molecule: messenger RNA, 1382 nt
Organism: Lindgomyces ingoldianus
Lineage: Eukaryota; Fungi; Ascomycota; Dothideomycetes; Pleosporales; Lindgomycetaceae
Exons: 3
Coding region: 83-1123 (346 amino acids)
Source: RefSeq, a predicted model, not a curated record
GCAGGGCAACGUUCCCGACCUGCAGCAAUUCAUUGUCGUCCAGUUUCACUUAACUUUUCUGCUCCUGCUCUCCUACACUUACAUGGCGGCCGCCCCGCAAGCUGCUCCCCAAACGGGACAGCAGGCAGGUCCAACCGGGGAACAGCCCCGCCCUACACCCAACGUAGCCUUCGACAAUCUGCAAGCCAUGAUGAAUCUUGUUCUUGUUUCAAGCGGCCGCUUCAUCAAAGAACAGCAGGCCGGAGGUGGCUCUGGGCGCAUGCAGUUUGCCAUGAAGCGCGCAGUCCCAGCCGCGCUAGAACGCUUUCAAGAUUCUCUCGAUGAGCUGGAAAACGAGCUUCAACACGCACAAACAGCCCUUCGGAGAGAUCUCGCGUUGCUGCAGGCAGACCGCAGAAAGCGGGAACAAGCAGAAGCUGCCGAGCGACAGCGUCUGGCCGCCGAGUCCUCGGCAAGGAAGAACGUCGUCGCGAAGCAGGAAACCACAGCUGAGACAAACGCACCUGCCUCCUCGACGAAGCUGGAAGUCUCGACCGUAGAUACCCAGUCCGAGCAGCCGGCGCCGCAACCUGUAGCAUUGAAUCGAGAGCAUGAACCGCCUCCGCCCAUAACGACGACUGUUGCGCCCAUUGGAGAUCUGCUGUUUGACGGCACUCCGACCACCGCGAACCCGCAAGACAGCGAAUUCGACUUCGAGGCCAUGUUCGGCGACAGCGGAAUUAUGGACACUUCUGGCGAUGCCUCGAACAACCAGGCAAGCCUCGACAUAGAUACCUCAGCCGCCGAUUUGACCUUCUCGCUUGAUGAAUCCGGGCCUUCACUCCUUCCCGGGCUAGAGGAUUUCGCAAAAGAUGGCGACGACACAAAUGCAGGCCAGCCGAGCGGAAACAUAGACAUGGACUUUACAAUGCCUGAUCUACCAGACGUGAAUGCUAACCAGUCUUCAAGCCAAACCGACGCAAAGCCCGCGGAGACUUCAACUGCAGACCAGCCUGCGGACGGCGGGGAUAGUGCAAAUCUGUACGACACUAUCACAAUAGACUACCUGGAUGGUCUGUACGACUAUGACAAUCCUGAAACCACUGAGUUCGACAACGCUAUCUUUGGUUUUGGUGAGAGCUAAUAUCGCAUUUCAAUAUGUGUAAUGUAGGGAAGAGGGUUCGGGUUUGCCGGCUGCACGCCAUCUUGGGUCGACGUUUAGAAAUCUGCGUAGAAAUCUGUGGUUUUGAGUUUUCAGGCAUCGUGCCAUCUCCGUCAUUGUUUACAUAUCUGCGUAGAACCCUGAGGUUUGGGGAAACCCGAAAGUUACGAUACCCCUUUUAGGCAGUCAUGGGAAAGUAGCCUGCUUCCACGCACUGCUCACUCACAACGCACGUACAACC